Messenger RNA from Dendrobium catenatum, 1775 nucleotides. RefSeq names its product elongation factor Ts, mitochondrial. Gene Ontology annotation, molecular function: translation elongation factor activity; protein binding. Lineage: Eukaryota; Viridiplantae; Streptophyta; Magnoliopsida; Asparagales; Orchidaceae. The transcript is spliced from 9 exons. The record is from RefSeq and is a predicted model, not a curated record. Gene Ontology annotation, biological process: mitochondrial translational elongation. Gene Ontology annotation, cellular component: mitochondrial matrix. The coding region runs from base 420 to 1562 and encodes 380 amino acids.
GAACACUAAUUCAUAUUGUUCGCGCUUACCUUUCUUCCUCGCUCGUGAGCGCACAGCUGCAACCCUUAUUCCCUGAAUCCCUUCGCACGCGCUCUACAAUCCAGCAAACCGCAGCCGCGCCUCCCCUUAUUCUUCCAGCGCCGGCAACUCCUAUUCUCUUCCACGCGCGCGUCUCGGUCUCCCAUUUCCCGAUCACAGACCAUCGGUUCCAUCCCAGAACCCUGCGCCGGACGCCCUCGACCACACAGGCCAAGUCUAGCGACUUCUACCCAACCUCAAGUUCUACUUCCUUCAUUUCGGCGACCUUUUUCGACUGCUUCGAGAGUCCAGCAAGCCUGAGCCAGAAGGAACAUUGCCUUGCCGCCAAGAAUCCGGCGACUUCUUCGGACGAGUACAGCAGGGAAUUUGUUAUUAUCAAUAUGGCUGGUUAUUGGAGUGCCAAAAGUUCAAUUAAAUUCCUCGUGGAAACAAAUAUUCUUGGGAACAUUAGACAAGGUUAUGCUACAUGGGCGUGUAGGGGAAAUAGACUGGUUCGAGAGAGAGAUUUUCCCAUUCCUUUUUCUUUGAACUCAUCCACUAUUAGAUGGUAUUCUUUAGAAGUUUCUGCUUCAGAGCAGUUGAAUCUUAUUAAACAGCUGAGGGAGAGGACAAGCGCUCCAAUUAAACAUGUGAAAUCUGCUCUUGUUGAUUGCAAAUGGGAUAUUGAUGCUGCACAAAAGGACCUACGAAAAAAAGGAGUGGUUCUCGCUUCAAAAAAAUCAUCUAGGACUGCAGCUGAGGGUUUGCUUGCAGCGGCACAUUCUGAUAAUAGAGCUGUCAUUAUCGAGCUUAAUUGUGAGACAGACUUCGUUGCUAGGAAUGAUGUAUUUCAACAUUUGGCUUUGGCUGUGGCUAGAACUGCUUUAUCACGUGCUGGUCCUGUACAAGAGGUUCAAGAGGCCUUUCAUUUUGGUUCUGAAUACAUGCAGAACAUGAAUGUUGACUUGAGUCAUCCAAAACUUUCGGGCGAAACUACAGUGCAAAGUGCAAUAACAGAAGUUGCUUCCAUGGUUGGUGAAAACGUAAAGCUUAGAAGAGGAAUUACACUAUCUACUUUAUCACAUGGGGUUGUCUGCUCUUACCUUCACUCUUGCCCUCAACCAGGUUUGGGCCGUAUUGCGGGAAUGCUUACUAUUGAAGCGGAAGAUAGCAAUGCUUCAUUAGAGUCUCUUAGAAAGGUUGGCUCCUCAUUAGCGAUGCACAUUGUGGCAGCAAAGCCAUUGUUCUUAUCAAGGGAACAUGUUUCUUCUGAAGCAAUAGAAAGUGAACGAGACAUUCUUAAAUCUCAGGCUGAAAGCUCUGGAAAAUCUCAAAUUGCUAUGGAAAAGAUGGUGGAAGGUCGUCUCAGGAAAUACUUUGAAGAGGUAGUUUUGUUGGAGCAAAAGUUCGUUAUGAAUGAUGGUAUUAACAUUAAGUCUUUGCUCGAUGACUUGUCAAAAGAAGUUGGAUCUUCAGUGAAGAUUGGCAGUUUUACGAGAAUUGAAGUUGGUGAGGGGAUUCAAAGGAUUGAAGCUUCUGAUUAACUUUAAAUUGCUGCUUCUAAUGGAUAAUUACCUUUAGUUUUAUUUAAUGAGGAAAAAAUUACUGUGCUAUCUAAUUGUAAGAGGCUGUUUGUUUUUAAUUUUUUUUCAAAUAUUUAUUAUAACUUUAAAAUUGUUUAUUAUAUUUCUUUCUGAAACUUUUGUGUAGAAAAUUGUUCACACCAUUGAGAUAAUAAGAAAGAUUAUUUAGGGGAA